Candidula unifasciata is the source of this 1302-nucleotide messenger RNA. The record is from the annotation of a GenBank genome assembly. Lineage: Eukaryota; Metazoa; Mollusca; Gastropoda; Stylommatophora; Geomitridae.
AUGUUUCCUGAUCACUGUGUCAUGGCUGUCCGUGGCAGGAGCUGCAAGAAUAUGUUCACUUUUAUAGUUUUGACUUUGAUCCUCUUUAUCUCACUGUCUGAAGUGGAUUCAAAGAAAACAGCAGCAAAAUGCAGUGUAUGCAAGGAUAUUGUAGAAAAUUUUCAAAAGGGUCUGUUGUCAACUCAGAAAUCUAAUUAUGGAGGUGGCAAUACAAAAUGGGAAGAAAAAUCUCUUGGCUCUUAUGCAACGAGUGAAGUACGAUUGGUAGAGAUCAUGGAGAACUUAUGUAAUGAUGGUUCUAAAGAGUGCCAUUCCGUAUUAGAAGAGUAUGAAGAGCUGGUAGAGAGAUAUUGGUUCAAAGAGUUUGCACAGAAGAAAGAAACAGAUUUGUACAAUUAUUUGUGUAUCGAACAUAUGCAAGUUUGCUGUCCAAACUUUACGUUUGGUAAAGACUGUAGCCAGUGCCCAGGAGGCAAUGUCAGACCCUGCUCUGGCAAUGGAAACUGUGAUGGUGCAGGUACUCGUGGAGGCAGUGGUAAAUGCAGGUGUAAUUCAGGUUAUAUGGGUGAUCUCUGCAACCAGUGUAAGGAUGGCUACUUUGAGGAUUACAGUAAUGAGACGCACACUCUUUGCAAAGUGUGCCACAUAUCCUGUAAAAACACUUGUUCUGAGGAAGGACCUAAAGGAUGUGAUGGCUGUAAAGAUGGCUGGCUGGAAAAUGAGGAACUUGGUUGUCAGGAUAUAAAUGAGUGCUUGGAGGAUCCCUGUAAUGAAAACCAGUACUGUACAAACACUCAGGGCUCUUUUACUUGUUUUUCUUGUGAUGGUGCCUGUGUGUCCUGCACUGGGUCAGGGCCAGACAAGUGCAACGAAUGUAGUCCUGGCUUUUCCAUGAAUGAGACUAAAUUUUGUUUUGAUAAUAAUGAAUGUGAAGCUGAUGAAACGUUAUGCAAAGGAGAAAAUGAAGUAUGCAAGAAUACGCCAGGAAGCUAUGAAUGCCGUUGUAAGUCAGGAUUUACCAGGACUGAUAAUGUUUGCAUUCGUGUGGCCAAAGAAACCAGGUCUUCUAAACAGCCAGAGCUUCCACCAAACCUUGCAGAGCAUCUCAAGAAAACCGGAUCCAAACGUAAAGACGUCAGUUGGGACAAAUUUAAGGACAUUCCAAGUGUCAACGGGCACUUCCUGGUGAUGGCCUUGUACGGAAUCAGCUGCAGGUUCGCUGCCUCCAGCAACCUGGCCAUCUUUGCCUUGUCCCUUCUCAUGGUUAUACAUGUGGUGUGGUUCGCUACCAAUUCUCGAUGA